This is a messenger RNA of Metschnikowia bicuspidata var. bicuspidata NRRL YB-4993, 1047 nucleotides long. RefSeq lists its product as uncharacterized. The transcript has a single exon. Gene Ontology annotation, biological process: transport. Lineage: Eukaryota; Fungi; Ascomycota; Pichiomycetes; Serinales; Metschnikowiaceae. The record is from RefSeq and is a predicted model, not a curated record. The coding region runs from base 69 to 938 and encodes 289 amino acids. Gene Ontology annotation, molecular function: transmembrane transporter activity.
GCACUAAACACUUUUAAUCACUGAACACCUCAUAGUAUUUCAUUUGUUCUUCAAAAAAUUGCCCAACAAUGAAAGAGGGAGACAAAGCUCCGCCCGGGUAUUUGGGUUUUGUCGCUGGCAUGUUUUCCGGAGUCACAAAAAAUGCAGUGGGCCACCCGUUCGAUACGGUGAAAGUCCGUCUACAGACCUCCGAGGGCAGAUUCAAAGGUCCGGUUGAUUGUGUCAUGAGUACAUUCAAAGCAGAGGGUGUUCGUGGAUUUUAUAAGGGGUUUACUCCUCCAUUGGCGGGGUGGGUCCUCAUGGAUUCCGUUAUGCUCGGCUCUUUACAUCUCUAUCGACGUCUAUUGAAGGAAAACAUCUACUCUGAUGAAAAAAAACUCCCCUUGUUUGGUCAUAUCGUUGCUGGAUUGGGAAGUGGAUGGACUGUGUCGCUUGUGGCGGCACCCAUAGAGCAGUUCAAAGCUCGUCUCCAGGUGCAAUAUGAUGCCAAGUCAAGCAAUUACAGCGGCCCUAUCGACGUAGCGAGAAAGUUGUGGAAAAUCUCCCCUCUCACCUGGUACACUGGUCUCAUCCCCACUAUGAUCUUUCGAACUAAUUUCAUUUUCUGGUGGGGCUCAUAUGAAAUUCUCACCAACUGGUUCACAACAAAUACCAAGAUGUCGACGCCAUCCAUUAACUUCUGGGCCGGAGGUCUUUCUGCUACAGUUUUCUGGAUUUUUGCGUACCCAACCGAUGUGGUCAAGCAAGUGAUCAUGACAGACAGCCCUAUUCAAGCUGAGAAAAGAUUUCCACGUUACAUGGAUGCAGUUCGAUAUAUCUACAAAGAAAGAGGGUUGGCAGGGUUUACCCGCGGAUUUGGCCCAUCCAUCUUACGUUCAUUUCCUGCAAACGCAGCUGCAUUGGCUGCAUUUGAAGCAGUCAUGAGAUUUUUGCAUUGACUUUUGCAACAGCUCUUGGCAUAAUUUCGUCAUCUUUCCUCACUACAUUCAUAAAAUUAUAUAGAGAUCCAUCUGUACAGUAACCAGAAAAACUCUUAUUGGCAAAAUC